AUGGUUUUCGUUUUUUCGAACGCUGUGGUUGUUCAGGGGACCAGAGCAAGGAGCAGCGCUCUCGGGAGGUGCUCCGCGCCUCGUCUUCCUGGUUUGGCUGGUUACCGCUCGAGGGGCUGUUCUCGUCGGGCUACCGUGCGAAUGGAGACGCCCGCUCCGCUUCGAAUGGAGGACGUCUGCUCUGUUGGUCGGAAACGCGAUCCAGAGACGGGUAACAUUCAAGGACGUGUGUUCGUUGUUCACGAUAACAUUGAUACAGACCAAAUCAUCCCCGCUGAGCACCUGAGCUUGCUGCCAUCGGUGCCAGCAGAGUAUCAACUGCUUGGCUCCCACGCGUUGGAAGGUCUUCCUCGAGAGCUCUAUCCCGAGCGUUUUGUUGAAGAAGGACAGUUAUCCACAAAGUAUAGCAUCAUUAUUGCAGGUGAGAACUUUGGUUGCGGAAGCUCCAGGGAGCACGCACCUAUUGCUCUUGGUGCGGCCGGUGCCAAGGCGGUCGUCGCGACCUCAUACGCACGUAUUUUUUUCCGCAACUGCUCAUCGACGGGUGAGCUGUAUCCAUGGGUAUCGAAGACGAGAUUAGUUGAGCACUUUAAGACCGGAGAUGAGGCCGUGAUUGACUUUGAGACCCUCAGCAUACGGAAUCUCAAUAGCGGGCAGCGUUUCGAACUGGAGCCGCUCGGUGAAAUCCAGCCUGUCAUUGAUGCCGGCGGUCUGUUCGAGUACGCUCGUCGGACAGGAAUGAUUAAACCUCGCUCACGUGCAUCGUGA
Messenger RNA from Cyanidioschyzon merolae strain 10D, 768 nucleotides. RefSeq names its product 3-isopropylmalate dehydratase small subunit. Lineage: Eukaryota; Rhodophyta; Bangiophyceae; Cyanidiales; Cyanidiaceae. Gene Ontology annotation, molecular function: hydro-lyase activity. The record is from RefSeq and is a predicted model, not a curated record. The coding region runs from base 1 to 768 and encodes 255 amino acids. The transcript is spliced from 2 exons.